UAAUGGGAAGUCUCAUCUGCUGGAUAUUAAGCACUUUAGUAAGUAGAUCUUUCACCCUUACAUCUCUGCCAUUGGUUCCAACUGCUGCAAAGCCUUAAACAGCAUAGGCACCAGUCAGGCAUUGGGCAGCCUAUCUCAAGUCAAGAAAGGACUUGUUCAGCCAUUAAGAGAUAAAUCUACCACUUUUCUGCUCUAGGACAAUUUGCAAGAUUCGAGGCGGCGUUCCAUCCUGUCUCUCUGGGCAGCGAUCAUGGGUGGGCGCAACUUCUGGACGCUCUUGAGCCUGGCGACCUUGCUCAGCUACAGCGAAGCGGUGGAGCAGAGCGAAUCUCCGCUGCGCCUGGCAGGAACAGGCGGGCAGAGCCCCGCUCCUCUCGGGACCAAAGUCCCCCAGACCGUAGGACGGCAGGACGAGAGCAGUUCCUCCAACCUCUCCCAUCUGGCUGCUACGGCUGGUCGGGGUGACCAGGUGCCUUCCUCCUUGAUGUGCACCAAAAGAAUUGAGAUCAAGAAAUGGUGCAAAUUUAUCACCACGGUUAUCGCUUGUGUGGUCUUCGUGCUGGGCAUCAUCGGCAACCCCACGUUGCUCAUCAUCAUCUACAGGAACAAAUGCAUGAGAAACGGGCCCAACAUCCUCAUCGCCAGCCUGGCGCUGGGUGACCUGCUUCUCGUCAUCGUGGACGUCCCCAUCCACUUGUACAAGCUCCAUGCAGAAAACUGGCCUUUUGGAGUAGAGAUAUGUAAGCUGGUCCCUUUCAUUCAAAAAACAUCUGUGGGUAUCGUGGUGCUAAGCUUGUGUGCGCUCAGUAUUGAUAGGUAUCGGGCAGUAGCUUCAUGGAGCCGUAUCAAGGGAAUUGGAGUGCCAAUGUGGACAGCAAUAGAAAUCAUAUUGAUUUGGACCGUGUCUCUUGUUUUGGCUGUUCCAGAAGCAAUAGGCUUUAAUAUAUGUACUUUGCAAUAUGGAGAAGAAAACUUGAAUGUGUGUAUGCUUGCUCCCCAUCAAGAAACAUCUUUCAUGCAGUUUUACAAGAAAUUUAAAGAUUGGUGGCUCUUUAGCUUUUAUUUUUGUUUGCCAUUGUUAACCACUGGACUUUUUUAUACGCUGAUGACCUGUGAGAUGUUAAGAAAGAAGAGUGGGAUGCAGAUAGCUUUAAAUGACCACCUAAAACAGAGACGUGAAGUGGCCAAAACUGUGUUCUGCUUAGUGCUUAUUUUCGCACUGUGUUGGCUCCCUCUUCACCUGAGUAGGAUAUUAAAGUUAACUCUAUACAAUCAGAAUGACCCCAACAGAUGUGAGCUUUUGAGCUUUUUGCUGGUGAUGGAUUACAUUGGCAUAAACACAGCAUCUCUGAAUUCCUGCAUUAAUCCCAUUGCUCUCUAUUUUGUGAGCAAAAGAUUUAAGAACUGCUUUCAGGACUACCGAACGUUGUUGGUGCAAAAGUGUACCACGACCGCUGACUCUUCCCCAGCUUAUCUACAUGGUGCCCACAAUCAUCGCACAAGGAAGUCAUGUCUGUGUUGCUGGUGUCAGUCCAAAGAGAUGUUGUCCCUGGAAGAGAAACAGACCUGUCUAAAGUUCAGAGCCAACGACCACGGAUAUGACAAUUUCCAUUCUAGUAACAAGUACAGCUCAUCUUAAGCAAAAAAUGUACCCAUAACUCCUAUGUUAUUUUCAGGGCCUUGCUUUGGGUAUGGAUUACAAAUGACUGUUAUGAUAAAGACAGCUGGUUUUUUGAAACCCCUCCAGUUUGGGGUUUGCACAAAAAUCAAAUUAUAUAGCACAUAGUCUGUACUAGUCAUAAGAAUGCAUGGUGUCUAUAGCUAUUUGAACACCAGAAGACACCAAAAAAGACCCUUGUUAAAGCACUUAAACUCUUCAGAAUGAGCUCUUCUGGAUCACCUUCGAAUCCUUUCACUGAAAUAACUGUGUGUGCACUGGAGUGGCCCUGGGAGCCCAAGCAAUAAUUCUUAAUCUACAGAGUAUAUCAUGAUCAACCUUGGGAUCAAGCCAGCUUUGUCUGCAAAUCACUGUUAAUUUUUUUUAACCACAGACAAAUAUAUAUGAAGUAUACAACCCCACAUAAAUGUUCAUUUGGUAACAUAGUA
This is a messenger RNA of Hemicordylus capensis (graceful crag lizard), 2106 nucleotides long. It is a transcript of the gene EDNRB, whose product is annotated as endothelin receptor type B. Gene Ontology annotation, biological process: G protein-coupled receptor signaling pathway; regulation of blood pressure; vasoconstriction. The transcript has 9 exons. The coding region runs from base 251 to 1639 and encodes 462 amino acids. The record is from RefSeq and is a predicted model, not a curated record. NCBI's taxonomy places the organism in Eukaryota, Metazoa, Chordata, Lepidosauria, Squamata, Cordylidae. Gene Ontology annotation, molecular function: endothelin receptor activity. Gene Ontology annotation, cellular component: membrane.